AUGCUCUCCCAGCCUUUCUUACCACGCGUCGUCUCGCUCAUAUCAUUGAGCCUCUCUGAUCUGCGGCAAGCACCCCGCGGCCACUCUACCCCCAACAUGGACACCACCUCUGUCGACCUCGUCCAGCUCUCCGACCUGCUCGGUCACAUCAACUUGGAAAAGGCCCAUGUCGACCUGGUCAUGCCCAAGCCCCCGUCCACUGAACCCUCGGUCACCAGUAUCAGGGUCACGGCUCUUUCGUCCGGCGUCCCCGACACCGACGAGGGUGACCUCUCUCUGAACACCCUCCUGCCCAGCCAAGCUAUCGAGUUCGAGCAGAGAGGCAUGGGUGGCGGCAUAGUGGACGACUCGGACAGCGACGACGAAGAGGUCGAACAGGUGUUUGUCCCGCCCACCGAGGAGGAACUCAAGGCCUUCGUGUCGAGGAUCGAUGCCUGGCGCACGCAGGUUGGACGCACCGGCCCGACCCAGCUGAGACGCAACCACGCGUGUCUCCACCUCGCGAGGCUCAUGCGCCAGCAAGCUGAUGGUUUGUCCUCUACAAGCCAAGGCAGCGACAAGGGGCGGUAUCCACCCACUGAAUCACAUCCCUCACCGCGUCUCCUCCCGACCCAGCCAUGA
Apiotrichum porosum is the source of this 621-nucleotide messenger RNA. RefSeq lists its product as uncharacterized. The coding region runs from base 1 to 621 and encodes 206 amino acids. Lineage: Eukaryota; Fungi; Basidiomycota; Tremellomycetes; Trichosporonales; Trichosporonaceae. The transcript is spliced from 4 exons. The record is from RefSeq and is a predicted model, not a curated record.